AUGUCUUAUGCCAAACGGUGCAAACAUUUGAUAAUGGGCCUUGAAGAUAGUCGAUUGAAAGACUACAUUCUCAGCCACGAAAUCGAUCUUCGUGCUAGACGCUUUGGCGGUCCAUCUUAUGUGCAUACACCAACUGAAUCUGAAUUGCCGAUGCAAGGAUCUGAUUUUGGCUUACCCAGG
Messenger RNA from Protopolystoma xenopodis, 180 nucleotides. The record is from the annotation of a GenBank genome assembly. NCBI's taxonomy places the organism in Eukaryota, Metazoa, Platyhelminthes, Monogenea, Polystomatidea, Polystomatidae.